Neopsephotus bourkii (Bourke's parrot) is the source of this 3929-nucleotide messenger RNA. RefSeq names its product cytokine inducible SH2 containing protein (gene CISH). NCBI's taxonomy places the organism in Eukaryota, Metazoa, Chordata, Aves, Psittaciformes, Psittacidae. Gene Ontology annotation, biological process: intracellular signal transduction; phosphatidylinositol phosphate biosynthetic process. Bases 654 to 1430 code for a protein of 258 amino acids. The record is from RefSeq and is a predicted model, not a curated record. The transcript is spliced from 3 exons. Gene Ontology annotation, molecular function: 1-phosphatidylinositol-3-kinase regulator activity. Gene Ontology annotation, cellular component: phosphatidylinositol 3-kinase complex.
CUCCGCUUCCCGCGUGGCUGAUAUCGGAAGAGUGAUGUGAACACAAUGCGAUUCCAGGAACCCCUCGCUUCCUGGAACAGAUUAAAAGGGGCACACAAAAGAUUAGCGAGGAGGCUUCUUCUCUUUUUCUCCCCGCCGAGCCUCUCCACUCGGGCAGACAGGGCCAACGCAGGGCGCUGCGCUCCCGCUCUCCUCCCCCCUGCACCCUUAUUUAUUGCUACCUAUUUAUUGCUAUUUCAGAGCGCUCUGGAUGGUUUUUUUCUACCGGAUUGCUCUGAAGGAAGAUCAGUUCCGCUUUAAACACGUGUAAUUUCCCUUUUCUCUGGGUAAUUUUUUUAAACUUUUUUUUGUUGUCCUUCGCUGGAAAGCAGAACAAGAACGCUUCAUUUUCUGAAGCACAGCGGGAGAGGGCACACAUCUUCCCGGCUGAAGUUGCUGAACGCGCUGUGAAGCCUCUCUCGGACAGCCCGAUCCGCUUUCGGCUUGGCUUUUUCUGUGUCUUCAGUGGAAGGGGUUUGCUGGGGCUCUCCAGCCUUCUCUGACUGUGAGCCCCUAACCAGAGGCUGGGACUAGCUUGCUCCGGCACGGAAGCAAAGAAAAAGGAGACAAGAAGAGAAAAAGGAGAAAGCAUUUCCCACCUUCUUGAAGACUUAAUGCUUUUCCCUUGGUCCAGGAGUGACAUGAUCCUCUGUGUUCAGGGACCUCAUCCUUUGCUGGCGGAGGAAAAGAUCAGGAGACUCUCACUCAGGGGCCUUGCGGUGGAACUGUCAGAGCCCAUCAUGCAGCCUCUCCCAGUUAUGGCCUUCCAGGAGGAGUCUGCACCUGCCUUUGCAGCCCCAGUUCCAGAGAGCAACCCACCUCAGAUCCGAGACCCUGAAGAAGACCUUCUCUGUAUUGCAAAAACCUUCUCCUACCUUCGAGAAUCUGGUUGGUACUGGGGAUCUAUCACUGCCAGUGAGGCUAAGCAGCAUCUCCAAAAGAUGCCUGAGGGCACCUUCCUGGUACGGGACAGCACCCACCCCAGCUACCUGUUCACACUCUCUGUCAAGACAAACCGAGGUCCCACGAACGUGCGCAUCGAAUACACUGACAGCAAGUUUCGGCUAGACUCCAACUACUUGUCCAAACCUCGCAUCCUGGCCUUCCCAGAUGUGGUCAGUCUUAUCCAGCACUAUGUCAUGUCCUGCACAACAGAAAGCAAGAACGAGGCUCCUUACCCGCCUCCGUCUCCUCUACCUCCCCUGCAGAAAGAGAUGGCAGCAGCUGCAGUACACUUGAAACUCAUCCGGCCGCUCGGCCGCAAAGACAACAUCCCCACUCUCCAGCACCUCUGCCGGCUGCGGAUUAACAAGGCUACAGCCGAUGUGGACCAGCUCCCUCUGCCCAGGAGGAUGGGGGACUAUUUGAAGCAAUACCCUUUCCAACUCUGAAGCAUGGCCAUUACAUCUCAGGCAUGACAGGGACAAAAUAAGAGAACUUUGUGUCUUUGUCCCGCUGAAGCACGACAUCAGGUGGGCACAGUAAAGACCUGAUUAUCAGCAGAGACUGCAUCAAUCUUUCCUCUCCCUUUCUUUCUAUAUCCAUUCCAGCACCAGGGAGGAGUUGGUUGUUUCAGUGAACAAUGGGACACAAUCUGAGCUCUGAACCUCAGGCCGUGCUGGCAGUGGCUGUGAGAAAGUGCUGUAGGCAUGGUCACACUACUUGAAUUUCAGAGCUGCUGUGACACCGGCAAUGUUAACAUUGUUAUUUUCACUAUUUAUUUCCACGGCAGUUUCUCUCCUCAUAGUAUUUUAAAAGCACCUUUUACUUUAUUAUUUUUUGUUUCUUUUUCUUUUGUGGAGUUACAGAUAGAAGAAAGUCCCCCAGCCAAAUGACAGCCAGAAAUCUGUGGGAAUUUGGAUUCGCAUUCAAACAGUACCUGCUUGAACCUGUCCCUGUAACAGGUCACAGGAGUCCAUUCAAGUUCCCCCAGACUUCUGGGGUAUGUGGGACUCAGACCCACCUCUGCAGAGGUAAAGAGUACUUUUUCUUUCCCCUUCCUUAGCUCCAUGCGACUGGGUACCAUAACCUCAAAGCACACUGGUAGCUCCCAGAGAUGUGUUCUGCAUCAUAGGAUGUGGACAAGAGACUUCGCCAAGGAAGCCCUUCUUCCUUGACAGCUCUAAGCAGAGAUUCUCAAUAUUGAGCUUGAGCCAGGGAGCACUCAUCCCAUUUAUUUUUCCUUCCAUCUUCUCUGUGUCCAUGACAAAACCUUUAGACACAAGUAAUCAGACCCCCAACUUUCUUAUUUGCAGGCUGGUUUCAGAGCACUCUGCAUUUGGCUUGUGUUUUUAAGCGCUGUUUCCUGACAUUACCCUUGCCUCGCAAGCAAGUGGGGGGGUUCAGAGACAGCUCUGCUGAGCUGCACCCGUGACACACAGCUUCAGGAUAUUUAUUUAUUUAUUGGGGGGGUUCCAAGUUAGAAGCACCUCAGCAGAAAGAGCUGUCCUUCCCCUCUGCUAACACAACGCCAGACUGCAGUUGCUCUGCCUCUGCCAGCAUUAUUGAGGAAGCACGCAGCUUCAAUCAGAGCAAGGCUCUAGCACACACUGGAAAUCACAGUUCAGCGUUUCUGUUUGCCUAGCUCCAGACCUCUCCUCUCCCUUUCUCUGACCUUCAUGUUGGAUAUCCUUCACUGGAUUCUUUGCUUUGGGUUUACUUCUCACACCCCUGCAAACGAAGCACAAUGGCUUUCCCUUGCUCUUUGGUGGGUAGGAGGGACAAACAGCAGAUGGGGUCUGCCCCAAACUAAGCAUAGACAGAAGUUGCCCCCUCCUAUUAACUUGCUUGAUCCAGUCGCCUUCCCAGCCUGUAGGAGCCAGUCCACACCAUCAAGUGAGAGCACAGAAGGGAACAGAAAAGGUCUGCAGCAGCUAUUUUUCAGCUUCUUUUGCCUCUUAGACCCUGUAACUUGACUGUGCUUGAACCAAUGGGACUGUCUCUCUGAGGCUCUGUAAAUUAGAAUAGGCAAACCCCAGCUACACCUGAGGGCUGGAAGAGGAGGUGGAAAAGGAUGGGAUAGUGACCCAGGAGACAAGCUCCAAAAACGGGUGGAGUUUUUUCACCCUAUCUUAAAGCUGCCCAAAGGGACAAGAUGGCCUGAUGUGCUCAGUCACUGUCCUUGGUUUUUUUCACCACAUUUAUAUAAGUUUGUGCUCUUGCAAGCUUUGGUUUUGACACUUUGAUGAUUGACAGCGUGCACGUGUGAUGUCAGAUUUGCUUUGUAUUACGUCCUUCCCCCUUGCCCCAUAUGGCAGUAACCGUGGGAAGGUACCAAAUGAGAAGGAAAACUUAGGAGACAACAAAAAAGUGUUUUGGUUUGGUUUUUUAAUGAUAUAAACCAUAAACCACUGAAAAGGCUUCCUUUUAUCCUGACACCUCUGUCUGCCUGAGGACACUGGGAACAAGGGAACCACAGCUCUUGAAGGAGCAGCAGUGAUCUCAGGAAGCCCACAUGGCUCAGCCACAGGCUUGGUAUCUACAGCAAUCAGUUUGAGAAAGGGCGAGUUGGUCACCUCUGAGACUUGCCUCCUAUUCAGUCUGUUCUCUGUUGGGGUAAGGAGGAAAUCAAGCUUGCAGGUUUGACCACAUUGCCCCAGGAAAGCCCAGCUAAAAUGGGAGAAGCAUGUGAGGAGAAUGAAUGCGUGUUCCACCCCCAGCAGGACGAUGCAAAGGCUGAGCUGAAGGCUGUAAGCUCACAUGGGCAGGGACCAUCUCUGUUGUAUGUUUGUUCCGCAUCUAGCACAAUAGGGUUCUCUAGGUGCUACUGCAAUACCAAGAAUAAACUAUACAGUUACUCCAAAACCUCAGUUUCUUCUAUCUUGAGACAGUUUGUUAAAAACCAUUUGACUUGGAUUUUAAAUAAACGUUUUAAAGAUCUUUUGAAGCCA